Cherax quadricarinatus is the source of this 935-nucleotide messenger RNA. RefSeq names its product U6 snRNA-associated Sm-like protein LSm7 (gene LSm7). Gene Ontology annotation, biological process: nuclear-transcribed mRNA catabolic process; mRNA splicing, via spliceosome. Lineage: Eukaryota; Metazoa; Arthropoda; Malacostraca; Decapoda; Parastacidae. The record is from RefSeq and is a predicted model, not a curated record. Gene Ontology annotation, molecular function: RNA binding. Gene Ontology annotation, cellular component: Lsm1-7-Pat1 complex; U2-type prespliceosome; catalytic step 2 spliceosome.
UCCUCCAACACUGACAACCUUCACCACCCAACAAUUACGGUAGUGUUGUAGCGGCUCCUCCAACACUGACAACCUUCACCACCCAACAAUUACGGUAGUGUUGUAGCGGCUCCUCCAACACUGACAACCUUCACCACCCAACAACAACAUCAUGGCAGCACAAGGGGUCGGAGGAGAGCGCCGAGAAGUCGUCAGAGAUGGAGAACAGAAAGACAAGAAGCGGAAGGAAUCGAUUCUGGAUUUAAGCAAGUACUUAGACAAGGCUAUAAGAGUCAAGUUUUCCGGCGGCCGUGAAGCUUCGGGAAUCUUGAAAGGCUUCGAUCAGCUGCUGAAUCUUGUGCUUGAUAACACUAUUGAAUAUCUUAGAGAUCCAGACGAUCCAUACAAACUGACAGAAGAUACAAAAGAGCGGGGCUUAGUUGUGUGUCGUGGGACUGCCGUCGUACUCAUCUGCCCAAUGGACGGUUGUGAAGCGAUUGCAAACCCUUUUGUACAGCAAGAAACCUAACCACAUUAACUGUCAUAAGUAUUUCACAUCGUAUAUAACUUUCAUUUAAAGUACAUGAUCUCAUGUUACGAGAUGUCGAGAAUGAUUUUCUACAAUUUAUAUUGAAAGAUGGCUAAUGUUUGUUUUUAUUUAUGUAAUAGCUAUACAUUGGUAUAACUUGCAUAAAAAUAUACAUUAGUAUAAAGUAUACUACUGACUGAGGUAUUUAAUGUUCCAGAAAUGAGAAAGCCUAGUUUUGUUCCAAAUUAUCUUCAUUAGGAAAAAUUAUAAAGAUGUAUCCAUAAAGUUAAUGUUAAGUUUGAUGCAAAUUAUCAGCCUAAUUAAAUAUUUUGAAUUCACAUGCUAAUGUAAAAAAAUUUGUAAAAUGGAAAUGUGACUAUAUACUUUAAUAAAAUAUUAAAUAAUACAAAGGAAAUUAUGGUUAUUA